UGCGCAGAGCGCAGAGCGACGUGGCCGACCGGAAGUAGUUUGGACGGAACGGCCACCGGACCACUUGUACUAGCCAAGGAAGCCUAGCUGGGGGUUGCUGUUUUACCCCCUAGCCGGUACCACCAUGCUGAAGAAAUUCGACAAGAAAGACGAGGAAUCGGGUGGAAGCGCCAACCCAUUCCAGCAUCUUGAGAAGAGUGCAGUACUCCAGGAGGCCCGUGUAUUUAAUGAAACUCCCAUCAACCCUCGGAAAUGUGCCCACAUCCUCACCAAGAUCCUUUACCUCAUAAACCAGGGGGAGCACCUGGGUACCACUGAAGCAACGGAGGCCUUUUUUGCCAUGACCAAGCUCUUUCAGUCCAAUGAUCCUACCCUCCGUCGGAUGUGCUACUUGACCAUCAAGGAGAUGUCUUGCAUCGCAGAGGAUGUCAUCAUUGUCACCAGUAGCCUGACAAAGGACAUGACCGGGAAAGAGGACAACUACCGGGGCCCAGCGGUGCGAGCCCUCUGCCAGAUCACGGAUAGCACCAUGCUGCAGGCUAUUGAGCGCUACAUGAAACAAGCUAUUGUGGACAAGGUGCCCAGUGUCUCCAGCUCUGCCCUGGUGUCUUCCCUGCACCUGCUGAAAUGCAGCUUUGACAUGGUCAAGCGCUGGGUGAAUGAGGCCCAAGAAGCAGCAUCCAGUGAUAACAUCAUGGUCCAGUACCAUGCACUGGGGCUGCUAUACCACGUGCGUAAGAAUGACCGCCUGGCUGUCAGUAAGAUGAUCAGCAAGUUCACCCGGCACGGCCUCAAGUCUCCUUUUGCCUACUGCAUGAUGAUCCGGGUGGCCAGCAAGCAGCUGGAGGAGGAGGACGGAAGCCGUGACAGCCCAAUGUUUGACUUCAUCGAGAGCUGCUUGCGCAACAAGCAUGAGAUGGUGGUGUACGAGGCCGCCUCAGCCAUCAUCAAUCUACCAGGCUGCAGUGCCAAAGAGCUGGCCCCAGCUGUGUCAGUGCUCCAGCUUUUCUGCAGCUCACCCAAGGCUGCUCUCCGCUACGCAGCUGUCCGCACCCUCAAUAAGGUUGCCAUGAAGCAUCCAUCAGCAGUGACAGCCUGUAAUCUGGACCUAGAGAACUUGGUCACAGAUUCAAAUCGCAGCAUUGCCACUCUGGCCAUCACCACCCUCCUGAAGACUGGCAGUGAGAGCAGCAUCGACCGCCUCAUGAAGCAGAUCUCCUCUUUUAUGUCAGAGAUCUCAGAUGAAUUCAAGGUGGUGGUUGUCCAGGCCAUCAGUGCCCUGUGUCAGAAGUAUCCUCGCAAACAUGCUGUCCUCAUGAACUUCCUGUUUACCAUGCUACGGGAAGAGGGUGGCUUUGAGUACAAGCGGGCCAUUGUGGACUGCAUCAUCAGCAUCAUUGAGGAGAACUCGGAGAGCAAGGAGACAGGGCUGUCGCACCUGUGCGAAUUCAUCGAGGACUGCGAAUUCACUGUGCUGGCCACCCGCAUCCUGCAUCUCCUGGGCCAGGAGGGGCCUAAGACCAACAACCCCUCAAAGUACAUCCGUUUCAUCUAUAACCGAGUGGUCUUGGAGCAUGAAGAGGUCCGGGCAGGUGCUGUGAGUGCUCUGGCCAAGUUUGGGGCCCAGAAUGAAGCGAUGUUACCCAGUAUUUUGGUGUUGCUGAAGAGGUGUGUGAUGGAUGAUGACAAUGAAGUCAGGGACCGAGCCACCUUCUAUCUCAAUGUCCUGGAGCAGAAGCAGAAGGCCCUCAACGCAGGCUAUAUACUAAAUGGUCUGACAGUGUCCAUCCCUGGUUUGGAAAGGGCUCUACAGCAGUACACCCUAGAACCAUCGGAAAAACCUUUUGACCUCAAGUCUGUGCCCCUGGCCACCACACCCAUAGCAGAGCAAAGAACAGAAAGCACUCCCAUCACAGCAGCCAAGCAGCCUGAAAAAAUGGCAACUACCCGUCAGGAGAUCUUCCAGGAGCAGUUGGCAGCAGUGCCAGAGUUUCAUGGACUGGGGCCCCUCUUCAAGUCCUCGCCUGAACCUGUGGCCCUCACUGAGUCAGAAACAGAGUAUGUCAUCCACUGCACCAAACACACCUUCACUGACCACAUGGUGUUCCAGUUUGACUGCACGAACACACUCAACGACCAGACCUUGGAACAUGUCACGGUGCAGAUGGAGCCCACUGAGGCCUAUGAGGUCCUCUGUUACGUGCCUGCCCGGAGCCUACCCUACAACCAGCCUGGGACCUGCUACACGCUGGUGGCACUGCCUAAGGAAGACCCCACAGCUGUGGCCUGCACAUUCAGCUGCAUGAUGAAGUUCACUGUCAAGGACUGUGACCCCACCACUGGAGAGACUGAUGAUGAAGGCUAUGAGGAUGAAUAUGUGCUAGAAGAUCUGGAAGUCACUAUAGCUGAUCACAUCCAAAAAGUCAUGAAGCUGAACUUCGAAGCAGCCUGGGAUGAGGUAGGGGAAGAGUUUGAGAAGGAGGAAACAUUCACCUUGUCUACCAUCAAGACCCUUGAAGAGGCUGUGGGAAAUAUUGUGAAAUUCCUGGGAAUGCACCCGUGUGAGAGGUCAGACAAAGUGCCAGAUAACAAGAACACCCACAUGUUGCUCCUGGCUGGUGUGUUCCGGGGUGGUCAUGACAUCCUGGUGCGCUCCCGGCUGCUGCUUUUGGAUGGAGUUACAAUGCAGGUGACAGCCAGAAGUUCAGAGGAGCUGCCAGUAGACAUCAUCUUAGCAUCUGUGGGCUAAGAGGCCAGCCUACAUCGGCUCUACUCUUAACUCUUUCCACUCAACACUAUGCAGAAGUCGCACCUUCCUUAUAUACCCAGUGGAAACUCCUUCCUAAGCUUCUGUAUUCAAAAACAAUUAGGAAUCAUUGGAUUUUUUUUUUUAAUGUAACACUUGCCAAGGACUGUUAGGGGAUAACUUUUUUUUUUUUUAAAUAGGGGAUGAUUUUAGCUUAUCCUAGAACUUGCUGUCCUGCCUGCCAGGGAAGGACAUCGCAAAUUAAUAGAAUGCUUGCAUCUCUUGAAUUUAUCCCCAAAGAAACCAGCUUAUUGCUAUAAAUAAAUCAGCAUGUAUUUAUUGAAUGACUUCUA
Messenger RNA from Hipposideros armiger (great roundleaf bat), 3099 nucleotides. It is a transcript of the gene COPG1, whose product is annotated as coat protein complex I subunit gamma 1. The transcript has 24 exons. Bases 125 to 2749 code for a protein of 874 amino acids. Gene Ontology annotation, cellular component: Golgi membrane; COPI vesicle coat; endoplasmic reticulum. Gene Ontology annotation, biological process: intra-Golgi vesicle-mediated transport; organelle transport along microtubule; endoplasmic reticulum to Golgi vesicle-mediated transport. Gene Ontology annotation, molecular function: structural molecule activity. NCBI's taxonomy places the organism in Eukaryota, Metazoa, Chordata, Mammalia, Chiroptera, Hipposideridae. The record is from RefSeq and is a predicted model, not a curated record.